Messenger RNA from Didymodactylos carnosus, 5118 nucleotides. The record is from the annotation of a GenBank genome assembly. NCBI's taxonomy places the organism in Eukaryota, Metazoa, Rotifera, Eurotatoria, Philodinida, Philodinidae.
AUGGAUAGGCAGUGGAAUAGCAUCGAAAAUGACAAUGACGAGAAUUACCAAGGAAAAGAUUGUUUGCCAUUGAAAAUAUUUGAUGGUACAAAAACGUCUAUUAACGAUUUGACAGAAGCGUCAAUCACCUACAUGUGGCUGAGACGCAUAAAAGAAAUAUUUCUUGCCAUGAGUAAAAGACGUGAUGAUGAUCCUUUUGUGGAACACGACUUGGUUAUAGCCAAAGAGGAUAUGCAUCAAACAUGCACUCGGUACAUCGAAAGUAUCAGACCAACAUCAAACAUUCUUAAUGAGAAUGUCACACCACAAGAUGCCGAUGAAUGUAGUGUCCAAAAAAUACAAGCCCAAAUAAAAAAGCUCUCUGAAGCAGUUAAUAAGGUCACACAUGAUUCGUCGACUGAUACUGAUGUGAAUGAAAUCAAGGAUAAUAUUUCAAGCUUACAACAUACAAUUAAAAAACUCAAAAGAAUGCUCGAUAAUCUUUCAGCUAACGUUGAUCAAAAGAACACCACAACGUUGCAAACAAUUGUUCAAAAAUUGGAGAAAAAAAGUCAAAAAACAAGUUUACAAUUGAGACAAGACUGGAGUUUACAAAAGCUAUACGCUGAAUUGUUCAAAAUGUCUUAUUCAAGAAGUUCGACAUCUUUAGAGGAACAACUUCGCCCGAUGAAACGUGGUGAUGAAGAGCCAAAUUUUCAUAAUGCCAUAUGGUGGUAUUCAUGUGACAAAGCAUCAAUUUACUAUCAAAUAAACAGCAUAUUACGACUAGAGAAUUUUGAAUUACUCAUGUCAUAUCGGUACUAUUUGAGCGAUUUAUGUAGAAUGAUUGAGACGAUAUUCAGUGAUACAAAGAAAACAAAUCAAAAAGGCAUUACGUUGUAUCGUGCCGAUAAAGUAAAUAAAUCAAGUUUCGAAAAAAUGGAACAGAAACAAAAAGGUCAAUUGAUCACCAUGAACGGUUUUGUGUCUACAACGACAGACAUCAGUAUCGCCGAAGGUUAUGCAAGAAAUCAAUUUGUGCCACCAGGUGCCAUUUCAGUGUUAUUCGAAAUCAAAUAUAAUCCGAAAAAACAAUGUACAGCAUUUGCUGAUAUCGAAGACAUAUCUUUCCAUCCAGAGGAGAAGGAAGUAUUGUUCAGUAUGGGUUCAGCAUUUGCCAUCGAUAGAGUCGAUGCGCCAUUGCCAGGCGAAAGUUUUUAUCGAAUUAAGCUGACAGCAAGUGAUCUUGAUAAAUCAAUUGUCAGCGAUAUGAAAUCGAAGGUUGAACAGUCAAGUUCGUCUGGUCUAUCAAUGUUACUCGCCCGCUAUCUGAUUGAACUGGGCGAAUAUCGUGCAGUUAAAAAGUAUUUGAACUCUCUAUUAAACUGUGAUAUACUAAUGGAUGACCCAUCAAUUGCAUCUGCUUUCAAUUGUAUGGGCAUGAUUUAUUCUCGACAAGGAUUGUACGCUGACGCUCUUAAAUAUUUUAAACAAGCGUUAAAUCAUCAAACACGACUCGAAUAUUCGAAUAAUAACGCCCUUGCCGAAAUUCACAAUAAUAUUGGCGAAGCUUACGUGAAUCUGUCGUACUUUGAUGAAGCACUCGAAGUAUUCAACGAAGCAAAACGGACACAAAUGCGCGAGCCAUUGUCAACUCGACAACAUUUAGCAUCAAUUCAUUCUAAUAUUGGCUAUGCUUAUUACAAGAAAAAAGACUUUGAUGAUGCAGAAAAAUCUUUCACAACAGCUGAUGAGCUGUAUUCAAGUAAAACCACUCGCAAAUUAGCAUAUGAUGCACUCGAGCAACGUUUGAUGGAAGCUGAUUUGAAUUUAAAAUAUGGAAAUUUAUUGAGCGUUAAACAACAGUUUGAAAAAGCAGACGAACAGUAUGAUAAGGCAAUCAAAAUGUAUCAAACACUAUUGACCGAAACUGAUCCAAAACUAAUGAAAGCACAUACAGACUGCAUCGUGGAAUAUACAAGAACACGGGCAUAUACCAAAGUAAUCGAAAAAUACAAGAAUGGGCUUAGCGAUCUACUUCAUAAAUACGAAUCGAAAGCGUUUGAGGUAACCACAACAACAGAUUUGAAAAUUUUGACCAAUCUCUAUUAUCUAAUUGGUGCUUGUUACGCUGCUACGGAAAAAUAUGACGAGGCUAUUCAAUCAUGGAAAAGUGGUUACAUUUGUAAACGAAAAAAUCAUAUCGAUCAACUUCUGCGCGCAACGUCCGAUGACGACGCUAAUGAUGAAGACUUGAGUUUAUUAUACUUUAUACACAAAUCAUUUCGCAAAGUAUCCGAGACAAAGACAAAAGACAAAGGAUUGGUUUAUUUUCUCUCAGAGCAAUACGAGAAGGCAAAAAUUGAACUCGAACAAACCAAAAAUAGUGACCCGAUUGAUCGAGUUCUACUAGCUGAUCUUUACACUCAGUUAAAUUUACAUGAUUUAGCUAUUGAGAAUUAUGAAAAUGCUGUUUCAAGGAUGAAUGUAACGAAAACUGAUCCAAUUGUCACAGAAAUAUAUUUAUCAGUGGCGCAAUCAGAAACGGGCCUCGAAAAACUGCAAGAACACGAAAAAUAUUUUAGAAUAAAUGAAUCAGACAAUAGAACGAAAUGUUGCUCAGCAUUUUUAUAUGCGAAAGCACGUUCAAUUGCCGAACAGUCUAUCGCUUUAAAAUCUCAAAAUUUCUCACAAUAUCAUCCGAGUAUAGCAACUAGUUACAGCCUAAUUGCUGAGACAUACUUGGGAGAAAAUAAUUACAAACAAGCCAUUGAAAUGUAUCAAAAAACGAUUGAAAUUCAACAGUUAAAUUUACCAAUGGAUCAUCGAGAUAUAAAACAAAGUUAUUCCAAAAUGGGCAAUAUAUUUUGUAAGAUGUACAAACUAAAUGAUGCUAUUGAGAAAUAUCAAUUUGCCAUCGAAGACGGCGCAUCUUCAUUAUUAAACGCAAUAAUGUAUAGUACAAAAGCCGAGUUGCUUGCUGAACAAAAAGACUAUUGGUCAGCCGGUGAUGAAGAAAUGAAAUCUCGUACCAUUUUAGUAGAACAGUUACCGAAAGAUUUGGUCGACAUUGCCGAAGCGACAUUUAUGGAUACAUCGCUGGAUGAUCUGAAACUUUUGAUCAACAACAGAGUGCAGCUAUCUGAUAUCCGUUCAUUUGCAACAUUUCUUGCCGAUUUAUCAUACAUUUAUCUUAAAGAAGGCUACAUAAAAUUCAAGCAAAGCUCAGUUGAAUGUGAAAUGAUGUAUCAAGAAGCGCUCAAUUUACAACUGAAAAUAACCUUAUUUCAAAAUUCAGAUGAAGAUGUGACGACAAAAAUCUAUCAGACACUCGGGUUUGUUAAUGCUGCAAAUGAUAUCAACGACGAAGCACUACGCAACUACUACCAUGCUAUGGAUAAUGAUAGCAAUUAUGUAAUCCAUUGGAAAUUGGUUAAUCUCUACGAAGAACAGGAAAGGUAUUCAGUGGCACUUAGUCACUGUAAGCAUCUUCUUAGAUAUACUGAGAUGAUACAAGAUACACAAAAUGUGAUAAAGAAUAAAUUCGAAUUUUUGACAAACAAAGGAAAAGCAGAGGGCUCUGAUGAAGAAGAAAAUUUUGACGUAGAUAGAGAAUCUUCAGAUGGAGAAAGUGUUUCGAGCGCAGACUCACCAGCAAAAGACACGCAUUUUAUAAAUUCUAACGAUCGAUUUUUAUCACCAAAUUUAUCACUUGCCAAUACCUAUUACCUUUUGCAAGACUACCCAAGAGCACUCGACUACUAUCAGAAAGAUAUCGAACAUCGAACGAAAAAGCUCUCUCAGAAACCACUGUUGAUCAAAUGCAAAGUUGAUUCAGAUAAUAUGUGGUUGUUUUUAAUUGAAUUAUUCACAAAACAGAUUUCACAAAUUAAGCAAUCAAAGCGAAUUGAUUCGUAUGAAAGUAUGACUUAUGAAUUUAUAGGUGAUUUAUAUACUAAAUGUGCUGAAAUCGCUGUCAAAAUAACCACAUACUCUGAUGCUGUUUAUAGUUAUGCAAACGCUUUACAACUAUAUACUAACUAUUGCUUUGAACAGAACUCAAAAACUGUUUCAAUACUUAAUAGAUUAUCUCAUAAAGGAGUUCUGUCUGUCACUGACAUAACAAAGUUUUAUGAGAAUAUCCCUGAUGUCAAUAGAGAAUAUAAAACUUGGAUUAAACUGAAAAUGAUCUUGUUAGAGCAUGAACUAGCCAAAGAUAUUGAUGAAUAUGAACGUAUAAUCCAAAUGUGUUUCACUUGUAAACAAGAUCUAGACUUGUCAAAUCAUUCAGAUCUGAUGAUCGAUGCUGCACUUAAUUAUGUUAUACUUAAAAUUUGUAAGGAAAAAUACGGUUAUGAUGAUGGCAUGGAGAUUAUUAACAAACUGAAAAUAAAUGAACAAAAUCUCCCUAUAUAUGAUGUUAUUGUACUUUAUCGGAUGAUGGUCGACUUUAUUGUUGAAUUUGCCGACAAAAAUUACGAUAGUAUCGAUAAUGAAGAAGUGGAGCAAGAUGAAGAUGGAAAUGACAACGACGAAGAUCUCGAAACAGUAGAGAAAUACCAAAAAUUGUUGUUUCAACAAAUAUCAAAAGCGGUCACACCGGUUCUUACUAAAGACAGCAGGAUGUUUCAAACAUUCUUGGUGGAUGAUAACACUGAUGAUAAAAGCGUGUUUUCGUGUAUUGGUGAUAUUUUAACAAAUAUUGGUGCUUACAAUUUAGCUGCUGCCUAUUGGGAAAAUAUUCGAUGGGAGAAAGAGCAGAUGCUAUCCACGCCUAUUUUGAACAUAAUCCUUUCAAAACAAUCAAAUGUGCCACUGAUUUAUAAUGAAAUGAAACGGAUGGAAAUAGAUUUAGCCAAGUGCCUAACUUCAAUUGCACAAAGCUACGAUAAAUAUGGCGGAUUCUGCGAGAAGUAUGGUGAUGAGUUGCGUCAAAAUCAGAGCGGACAAGAAGAUGAUAUUGCCGCUGUAGAAUGGUAUACACAUACUAAAGCCGUGUUUGAUAUAGCAGACUCUCUCUAUAAAAUAUUGGGAAUAAAGGUUAAUGAAUCUCACCGCAACUUACUGGAGAAAAAAAUCCAUGCAGGAAGCGAAUUGAUAAUUGCUGAAGAUAAUUCAGAGGAACAUGCAAUUUUUUAA